AUGAAGAUCUCAUCGCCGCCGGGACUGCGCUAUCCCUACACAAUCCAGGCGCUGCACAAGCGCAAGGACGAGGAUGUCAAACGUUCCGACAAGCUGUUCACGUGCUGGUACGAGGAGACUGUGACCGAGGAAGACAGGUGGGGGGUUGAGGAGCAGGUCAAGAAGAAGUGGCAGCAGCAUUUCGAUGCGACGACCGGCGGGAAGAUUGCGCGAUGGUUCGUGAAGCCGGGGACGGUCGUUGUUCGGCCUGGAGUCGAGCUUGUCGAGAUAGAAGAGCCAUGCACGCACGAAACGCAAUUCGGCGGCCUCUGCGUCGACUGCGGCGAAGACAUGACCAAGGUCGACUACCUCACCAAGGAGCGAGACGUAAACCGCGCGACCGUCAACCUGACGCACGACAACACGGCUUUGCUCGUCAGCCACAACGAAGCGGUCCGCGCCGAGGAGGACACCAAGAAGCGGCUUUUGAACUCAAAAAAGCUGACCCUGAUCGUCGAUCUCGACCAGACCGUUAUCCACACAACCUGCGAACGAACAGUCGCCGAGUGGCAGGCAGAUCCCGAGAACCCCAACUACGAGGCCGUGAAAGAUGUCAAGGGCUUCCAGUUGGCUGACGACAACUUGUCAAACGUGGCCGCAAACUGGUACUACGUCAAAAUGCGCCCCGGCCUCAAGGAGUUUUUUGACAAAAUGUCAAAGCUGUACGAGAUGCACGUAUACACCAUGGCGACCCGCGCUUAUGCGCAAGCCAUCAUGAAAAUCAUCGAUCCCGACCGCAAAUACUUCGGCGACCGUAUCCUCAGUCGAGACGAAAACUACACAGACAAACUGAAGAACCUUACGCGACUCUUCUACCAAAACACAGCCAUGGUGGUCAUUAUAGAUGACCGAGCAGAUGUCUGGCAAUACAGCCCGCAUUUGGUCCGCGUUCCCGUCUUCAACUUCUUCCUGGGCGCGGGCGACAUCAACGCAGCCUUCCUGCCAAAGCAGCAGGAGCUCGUUACACAAGCAAAGGACAAGCCGCCAACGCCUCCCAACAAGGUAGCGCAAACGGAAACAGGACUGCCUGCACCUGUCUCAGUUGCUGGUAAGCCCGCGGAACCCGCGCCCACAGAUGCAACAAACGGCGACUUGAACGACAUUGGCCAGCAAUUACUAACCAUGGCAGCAGGCGAAGGCGGAGAAGUUCUUGAGCAGCAAGCGAAAGAACAAGAAAAGGUCAUCAUCGCACAACAGACUGAGAGGCCUCUCUUACAGCAGCAACUCAUGCUAGACAAGGAAGAUGCUCAAGCAGAAGAUGCAGAAGUUUUCCCCGAGGCUCCCAAUGGUGAAAUGGAACAUGUAGAGCACCCCAAGGCACGGCACAGUGUUCUCAACGAUGACGACAGAGGCCUUGAAAUCAUUGAGAAGCACCUGGUACAGGUGCACCGCACAUUCUACGACGAGUAUGUGAAGGCAAAAGCAAUACCAGCUGGCGGUCGCAUCGCGGAGCUCAAGGGAGAGAAGAGCCCGAAGAAACGUGCGCUCAGUGACAUCAUCCCUGAUGUUGCUGAGAUUAUGCCCCGCAUCAAGGAAGAGGUGCUUGAUGGCGUAGUCGUCGUCUUUUCGGGAAUUAUCCCGCUAGGCGUGGACGUUCAGACAUCCGAUUAUGCGCUUUGGAUAAGGAGCUUUGGCGCCGAAGUUACCACAAGCGUCAACCGCCGGACCACACACGUUAUAGCUAACCCGGACCGGAAAACGACAAAGGUCAAGCAGGCUGCGCGAUAUCAGCACAUCAAGAUUGUCAACCCCGAAUGGAUGUUCCAGUGCUGUACACGGUGGGAACAUGUCGACGAAACGCCAUACAGCAUCGAAAUAGACCCUGCUGAGCGUGGCGGCUCUCCUUUCGGCGAGCUCGAGGACGAGAGCAUCAAUGCGACUGGCGACGAAGAGCCAGAAGAGCCUGCGGAAUCUCCAGUCGAGCUCGAGCUGACAGCAGAUAACUGGGCCUCUGUGGACGACGAGCUGGCAGAUUUUUUGAACGAAACCGAUACCGAUGAUGACCAUGAAUCAGAUUCAGAUAGUGUCCGCUCGGACAACAGCACAGCGUCAGAUGCAAAGCAGAAUAAGAAGAAGCGGAAGCGAGCUGCUAAUUCCGCAGACGUCAGCGAAGCUGAGGAGAGCGAUAGCAGUGUGGCAUCGGCGUCCAAACUUCAACGAAGGAAGAAGCGCACCAUGGAGCGGGUUACAUCAUUAACCAACGUUCUCAGCGCAGACAAGUCCUCAGGCCUGCCAAGCCCCGAAACUACCGGACCAGAAGAAGGCCAGGGAGACGAUGAAGAAAAAGCUCCCGCAACAAAUGGCGUCACGCCGGAUUUGCAAGAGGACUAUGAUGAUGGCUUGGAGGCAGAGCUAUUGGCAGGCUUUGGGGAUAGCGACGAUGAGCAUGCGUGA
This is a messenger RNA of Parastagonospora nodorum SN15, 2433 nucleotides long. RefSeq lists its product as hypothetical. Gene Ontology annotation, molecular function: RNA polymerase II CTD heptapeptide repeat phosphatase activity. Lineage: Eukaryota; Fungi; Ascomycota; Dothideomycetes; Pleosporales; Phaeosphaeriaceae. The transcript is spliced from 3 exons. The record is from RefSeq and is a predicted model, not a curated record. Bases 1 to 2433 code for a protein of 810 amino acids. Gene Ontology annotation, cellular component: nucleus.